GUAGUAGCACGUCACCAUGACAGUGACGUCACCAGUUAAGCUGACGUCAGGCAGAGGCCUACCGGACGUCGUGCAGUGUUCACCCCCGCGCUGAUGUGACUGGCUCGUCCAGUCAGGAGUCUGCACCGCUGAGUUUAGUAGUUGCUUCGUUACGUUUCACUGUCGGCGUCUUUCUUCCUGUGACGGUAUCCGGACGGGAGGAGGCGGCUCCCGAGGGGGACCCGAGACGUUCACCCCGGUGAUUGGCUGGAGCGGAUCCCUGAUCUGUGAGUUCAGAGGGACGCAGUUUAUUAUGGAAGAGGUUUCCAAGAGAAGCAACAGCAGUAUUGGAAACGCGCAGAAACCCGCAGUCCCUUCUUCAGUGUUCCAAGCAGCUGAAAUCUGUCACGUUCCUUAACAGGUGAUCCAGCCUCUGAAGUAGCUCCAUCCUUGAGGAAUUCUUUACUUGCUGAUCCCUCAAAAGAUAUCCCUUCUGGCAAGAAAACAUUAAACAAGAUGUCGUUACGAGACACCGCUCAGAUAAACAUUGUGAUUCCAGGGGAGCAAAUUCAAGUUCAGGGUGUUAUCCAGACUGCACAGUCAUCCACCGUUAUUCACUCUCCUCAGGUUCCUGCAGCACAGGCUUCUUCACUCUCAGAAAGUGAAGACUCUCAAGAUUCCGGUGACAGCGUUGAUACUCCUCAGAAGGCACGGGGUCUUUUGGCUCGUAGGCCAUCCUACAGGAAAAUUUUCAACGAUUUGUCUUCGGAAGACACUGGGGAUAUAAAACAAGACGAAGACAGCCCUGGUGUUUCUGUGGUUGCACCCAUGUCAUCUGGUACAACCAUAUACCAGACAAGCUCUGGACAAUAUGUCACAAUUGCUCCAAAUGGAACUCUUCAGUUUGCUAGCCAAAGUGCAGAUGGUGUGCAGAGUUUGCAGGCAUUGGCAGUGACAAAUGCUGGUAAUGCUCAGUCCACAAUUCUACAGUAUGCUCAAACUUCAGAUGGCCAGCAGAUCCUUGUGCCUAGCAAUCAAGUGGUUGUACAGACUGCCUCAGGAGAUAUGCAAGCCUACCAGAUCCGGACCACCUCAACCACUACUUCCCUUCCACAAACCGUCGUUAUGACCUCACCUGUUUCAUUGUCCGGCUCAACAACUAAAACCGAUGACCCACAGCUGAAGCGUGAGAUUCGGCUAUACAAAAAUAGAGAGGCGGCCAGAGAAUGCCGUAGAAAGAAGAAGGAAUACGUGAAGUGCUUGGAAAACAGAGUUGCAGUCCUUGAAAACCAAAACAAAACUUUAAUUGAAGAGCUAAAGACUUUAAAAGAUUUGUACUGUCAUAAAACAGUUUAAGCGUAAGAAUUUUUUCGUGAACUCGAUCCCUUUUAGAGCGAGAGUUUCUUCUUCUUUUAUUUUCCUUUUUUUUUUCUUUUUUUUUUAACCAAAUUUUCUAAGAUUAAAGUGAGCGGCUAUAGAUGAAUCUUUUUAUUUUAUCUAUCCUUCACCGCCUUUUAAAGCAACAAUACCAUUUUUAAGUGUAAAGUCUCUGUAAGAACCGUAGAAGAAUGUUACCUGACGAAGAAAUAAAAUGCAUCCAGAAUGUAACGGAA
Messenger RNA from Xenopus laevis (African clawed frog), 1592 nucleotides. It is a transcript of the gene atf1.S, whose product is annotated as activating transcription factor 1 S homeolog. The record is from RefSeq and is a predicted model, not a curated record. NCBI's taxonomy places the organism in Eukaryota, Metazoa, Chordata, Amphibia, Anura, Pipidae. The transcript is spliced from 9 exons. Gene Ontology annotation, molecular function: sequence-specific DNA binding; DNA-binding transcription factor activity, RNA polymerase II-specific; DNA binding. Gene Ontology annotation, biological process: regulation of DNA-templated transcription; DNA-templated transcription; regulation of transcription by RNA polymerase II. The coding region runs from base 496 to 1335 and encodes 279 amino acids. Gene Ontology annotation, cellular component: transcription regulator complex; nucleus; ATF4-CREB1 transcription factor complex.